AUGCAGCUUUUCUUCCUUCUCUUCACCCUUUUUGAGCUCGUCUUUACGUCUCCUGUAGCACACCCUCUCAACAACAACACUUUGGCACGCCGAGGUGUUAUCAACGCUACAGAUGAGCUUGACACAGGUGCUCAUGCCGGAUUUCCCGUCAAUUCACAGAUGCGGUGGCCUCGUCUCCCAAACUACCAAGUUCUGAUCCCAUGGUGCUUCAAAGAUGCUGCCUCGGAGCAAGCCAUUGGCGCACAUAUCAUCGAUCGCGCAUGGGAAACCUGGACCCGCACACUUGGGGUAGCUUCCAUUCAGAACGGUCACAACCUAUAUUUCAGCCGCUGGUUGUCAGCAAGCGGAGAUAGCUACCCUUACUGCUAUGACGCGAACGGCCAAUGGAACCAUCAGAUACCUCCGCAGACCGUCUGUAUAUCUUUCAACUACUACUACAUGCCGGGUGUUCAGGCACGAUCGACAGUCGGCUACAAAGGGACCGAGAAUACACCGGGUCGACACUGGAUGGUCUUUUCCCAUGACGCAAUGAUCCGAAAUUCCGAGCAUGUUGCUACACAUGAACUCGGUCAUAUCUUUGGCCUCUUACACGAACAUCAGCGCGCCGACCGAGAUUUCUACAUUAAUUACAACUGUAGGAAUGUUAUCGGAUUCGAUAGUGCACUAGCAAAAGCUCGAGCUGAUGGCUACACCGAGGAUCAGCUCUGCACUCAGCUAGGGGUCGCCCAGAUGUACGGAUGGGGUGGCGCAGAGUUCGUCAGGUUUGCACCUUCAGCCACGGAUAUUGUUUCACAAUAUGAUUUCCACUCUAUCAUGCACUACGAUUGUCGCCAUGGGGCUAAUUCUGCUAUAUGGGGGCCAGAUCCAACGAACCCUUUACUGUACCCGUUGUAUGCGUUCAACGUGGCGGGAGAUGAAGCUCACUUCCUGCCUCUCAAAGGCGGUAGACCUUAUCCGCACUUUGAUAUCUCUGCUGGUGAUGCAGCUACCGUUCGGGCUAUGUAUCCGUUCUACCCCAAUGCCUGA
Molecule: messenger RNA, 1026 nt
Organism: Alternaria burnsii
Lineage: Eukaryota; Fungi; Ascomycota; Dothideomycetes; Pleosporales; Pleosporaceae
Exons: 2
Coding region: 1-1026 (341 amino acids)
Biological process (GO): proteolysis
Molecular function (GO): zinc ion binding; metalloendopeptidase activity
Source: RefSeq, a predicted model, not a curated record